This is a messenger RNA of Monopterus albus (swamp eel), 1506 nucleotides long. Its product is annotated as UAP56-interacting factor. Gene Ontology annotation, biological process: mRNA export from nucleus. The transcript is spliced from 9 exons. NCBI's taxonomy places the organism in Eukaryota, Metazoa, Chordata, Actinopteri, Synbranchiformes, Synbranchidae. The coding region runs from base 103 to 1059 and encodes 318 amino acids. Gene Ontology annotation, cellular component: nuclear speck. The record is from RefSeq and is a predicted model, not a curated record. Gene Ontology annotation, molecular function: mRNA binding.
UCUGGUCUGUUGUAGCGCAGCUUCAAAAGGGACGAGCAGCUAGCGUAGGUGCCAACCAGUUUUGUAUUAGUCUUUGCACUUGGGAUUGUGUGGUUUUAAAGUAUGAACCAGGUUGAUUUUACAGCUGGUACACGGAGAAGUCCGGCGGUUCCCGAUAAAGUCGACAUGUCAUUAGAUGACAUCAUUCGGUUGAACAAAAAAGAGCAACAACUAAAAAGGAGACAGGCCACUGCGAACCACCGACCAUUUAAGAAGAAAGGCCGUUUAGUCCAAGGAAAAGGAGUUUCACCGAGGACCACAGGACCAGUCCAGAGAGGUGGAGUUGUUCGUGGAGGAGCAGCUAAAUUAAGAAACAGGAAGGUCCCUUACCUCCCGGGUCGACGACGGGGUCAAGGGGUUAUCACAGGACUGGCAGCCAGGAGGCCAGCUGCCCUGCUCAAGCGCGUGGGCACGCUCAGCAGAGCAGCAGUCAGCCAGAGAACAAGACAGAAAACCAGACCCUUCAUUCAGCGCACUGAAGCUCAGUAUAGGAAGCUGGAGGUUGAGAGGUGGCCAUACAGGCAGCCCGAUCCACACCGCAGCCAGAAUGCGACACCGGUCAGGAGACCCUUUCAUCUGCGACGACGGCCGCUGCCGCCUGUCCAGCAGACCCAGAGGGAAGCACGCCAAGCCACAUUUCUUUUUCGGAGGGGACUCAAGGUUCAAGCCCAGGUGCAAAAGCCAAAUCCUCGAUCUCCUCCGGUCAGAACGCGCCAGUGGCACACAUCGACAGCCAGCAAUGGAAUCUUGACCGUUUCAAUUGACAACCCCACAGCUAGGACUCAGCCUGAGCCUCCCACUGCAUGGACCCUGCAUCCCCCAGCUGUCCGCUCUGUUCCUAUCAAAGACGAAAUGGCAGAGAAGAAAAUACCAAAAGGAGUGCCUCUAGAGUUUGACAUUAACAGUGUUGGGAAACCACAAACAUCGAUGACCUUGAAUGAGCGAUUCCGCAUCCUGAAAGACCGGCGCGCAGCCACAGCACAAAGCAGUAAGGGUGGCCGGUUUGUUACCGUGGGCUAGCCAACAGUGAUGAGACAAUGACAAGUGAUACUGUAGAGCCCCCUUGUCUGGCACAGACCUGCACAGUAAACCCCACCCUUCUGACUGGGAGAGCGGUGACCCUCUAACCGACUUGACUGAAGGCAGCGAGGGCAACCAUGUGGCAAACGAGUACAAAGAUGCACAGCUGUGCGAACACAAGUGUCAGUGGAGAUGUUUGUUUAAAAUAAGAUCCCAUUCAUUGUUUGUGUCAUUGUACUCAGCUGUUUGUACUGUGGCUGCUCCAUACUGGGAAGGAAAGAGCUUUUUUUCCCCCUGUUGGACUGGGAACUGUUGAUACCACUGGCAGUAUUUCUUUUCAGAGAGGGCUGCUGUAUGUUUACUUGAGGUGGCUUGUUUGUUCUCCAACUUUUUUGGACUUUUUUGAAAAUUGUUUUGUAAUGUUUCUUCAAAUAAAUGAGCUUCUAG